AUCUCUCUCUAUCUUCUCUCUCUUCCAUCUACCGUUCAACAUCAACACAUAAAUGAAAACGCCUCUUCUCUCUCUCUCUCUCUAUCUCACUUUCAAAUUGUAGAGAAUUUAGACAAACAAUUCAAAUACCCAUACUUCUCUACACACUUCACUUCAGUUAUGCUUCUACCCUUCUCUCUCUACCACCACUACUACUGGUCCCACCUCUCUUUCUCUCUCUAGCCAUGUCAUCGCAAUCCUCCUCCACCUCCACCACCACCGCCACCACCGCGCCUGAGCAACAAGCUCCACUCCUCCACCCCCGCCAAGGCAGCUCCGACACCGCAACCACCCGCCCCACCACUCUGGCCUUGCUCCUGGGCCGCGCCUCAGGCCGGCGGGGCCCGUCCAUGCUGGUGAGGGAGACGGCGGCGAGGCAGCUGGAGGAGCGCCGGGCCGACUGGGGGUACUCGAAGCCCGUGGUGGCUCUGGACAUCAUGUGGAACGUGGCGUUCGUGGUGGUCUCGGUGGCCAUGCUGUUGUGGACUCUAGACGAGAAGCCGAACACGCCGAUUCGGCUCUGGAUCUGCGGCUACGCGCUGCAGUGCGGGGUGCAUGUGGGGCUGGUUUGGAUCGAGUACCGGAGGAGGAACCCGCGGAGGUCGGCGUCGAGAGUUAGGGUUGCCGGGGACGAGGAGAGUCAGCAGGCGGUGGAGGUUAGGAGAGAAGAAGGGAAUGAUAGCGAGGACGAAGACGACAACGGCGGUUUUGCGCCCCGGUCUAGUGCUGUUAAACGUUGUGAAUCGGUGAAUACGAUGGCAUCAUUUCUUUGGUGGAUAGUUGGCUUUUAUUGGGUUGUCUCUGGUGGAGAUAUACUUCUGCGAGAUGCUCCACGUUUGUACUGGUUGGCUGUGGUGUUUCUGGCAUUCGAUGUCUUCUUUGCCAUAUUUUGUAUUGUUUUGGCAUGUUUGAUUGGGAUUGCUCUCUGUUGCUGCUUGCCAUGCAUAAUUGCCAUUCUUUAUGCUGUUGCAGGACAGGAAGGAGCAUCAGAAGCAGAUCUUAGCAUCCUUCCAAAAUACAGAUUUCGAGCAUUGAGCAAUGAGGCAAAGCCUAAUGGGGGAGCAGGGUCAAUGGUUCCUGUGGAAACGAGUAGUGGAUACUUGGCAAUUGAACGUAUACUUCUACCUGAGGACGCGGAAUGUUGUAUAUGUCUCAGCUCAUAUGAGGAUGGAGCAGAGCUCCAUACUCUUCCCUGCAACCAUCAUUUCCAUUCUACAUGCAUUGUGAAGUGGCUUAAGAUGAAUGCAACAUGUCCACUCUGCAAGUACAACAUUCUCAAGGGAAGUGAACAGGUAUAAAGGAAAAAAAUAGGAACCCCCAAUGUCUGGGUUCAUCUACCCACAAUUUGUUUGUUUGUAUGUACAGAAAAUUGAGGCAGAAAGAGGAAAGCUUCUCCUAAUAUUUAUUGACAAUUACUUACAGCAACUUGUCAAUUGAGCCUCAUUUUCUGUUUUACGGCCAUUUGGAGUUGCCCUUUUACUCUUCAUGCCUUUGUAUGACUUGUUAAUUAUGCGUAUGCAAAAAUGGAGCAAUUGAUAUGCUGGUUUUACGUAGAUGCUUCUUUUUCUUUUCUUUUUUCCUGGUUUUGUAGUAUAUAGAAAAUGAUUGCUUGUAAUAUGUACCUUUUACCUCUGUGAUUUUGGGAAUUAUAUAUAGAUGAUUGGAUUAUUUCACU
Molecule: messenger RNA, 1714 nt
Organism: Quercus lobata
Lineage: Eukaryota; Viridiplantae; Streptophyta; Magnoliopsida; Fagales; Fagaceae
Product: Zinc finger, C3HC4 type (RING finger) family protein
Exons: 5
Coding region: 225-1337 (370 amino acids)
Biological process (GO): protein ubiquitination; ubiquitin-dependent protein catabolic process
Cellular component (GO): plant-type vacuole
Molecular function (GO): ubiquitin protein ligase activity
Source: RefSeq, a predicted model, not a curated record